Messenger RNA from Arctia plantaginis, 930 nucleotides. The record is from the annotation of a GenBank genome assembly. NCBI's taxonomy places the organism in Eukaryota, Metazoa, Arthropoda, Insecta, Lepidoptera, Erebidae.
AUGGGACUCGGAUAUCAAAUUAUAUUGACGCAAAACAAGGAUGGGAUCUUCAGAAGUGGAGAAACGGUGUACGGAGUCUUGAGAUGUGUUAUCAACAAACCGAAGAAGUUCCAAUUUAUAAAUGUUUCCCUAAAAGGCAUAGGCAAGUGCUCCUGGACUGAAUCCUGUGUUCUAAGUAAAAGCAAUCAUUCGACUUUUUAUCACGGCAAAGAGAAAUACGUAUCUCUAUAUAAGACAUUACUACCAAAAAUUGAAAAUUCAAUGUUGGCAGGUGUCCACGAUUUACCGUUUCAGUUUCAACUUCCACCAGAUCUCCCAUCUUCGUUCAAGGACAAAAUAUGUAAAAUAAAAUAUAAAGUGGUUGCUGAAAUAUCUAACGCUGGAUUCUUUGGCUGCACAAAGAAGGUUGAAGCAGAAAUACAAGUUCGUGGUAUCCUUAAACGCUGUUCAACUGAACCUUUGGUAUUUGGAUUAACAAAGAGUCCAUUUACGAUAAAGAAAACUGUGGAUCUAAAGAUAGAGAUUGAAAAAACCUUUUUGGAGCCAGGAGAGAAAAUAAAACUGAAGUGUGUAGUAAGCAAUGCUACAAAUCUGCCUAUAAUUUGUCUCAAAAUAAUGCUUAUCACACAAACAACGUACACAUCAGAUGAUAAACAUAAGCAUGUGCAGCGGCAAGUGAUAGAUCGAAGUGUUGGGGAGUCACGUGAAAUACAAGGGAACUGUAUUACUGAGCUGUAUUGUAGUGUGGCGACUUUAGAAAACUUAUACUCUAUACAACAUUCAAGAAUUUUGAUGAGAGAGUACAAAUUAAAUGUGGCAUUAAAAUUUCCUUUUCCUCAUAGAGAUGGGACUGUAGAAAUUCCCGUGGUUAUAGGAGAAUCAAAUGUUCCGGGUUUAAUGUAUAGCAAUAUCUCUUACAACGUUUAUUGA